GCUCUCCGGUCUCCGCGCCCUGAGGGCACUCUGUCCCCUCCCUGUUCAAACUCCGCGGCUUCCAGCCCGCUGCCGCGUCCCUAAACCCCAGCGCCGACACACGCGCACACGCUGGCACGCACGCUUUCUGUCCCCGUGUGACACCCGCCGUCGCCGCGCGGGCCCCUCCCGCCACUCAGGCGCGCGCAGGCCGAGCGGAGACAGCUCGCCCGCAGCUCCGCACUCGGCGGCGACCGGCUCCGCUCUCGCAGCGCCCAUGGCAUCUCCGGGCUCCGGCUUUUGGUCCUUCGGGUCUGAAGAUGGCUCUGGGGACCCCGAGAAUCCCGGCACAGCCAGAGCCUGGUGCCAGGUGGCUCAGAAGUUCACGGGCGGCAUCGGAAACAAGCUGUGCGCGCUGCUCUACGGGGACGCCGAGAGGCCGGCGGAGAGCGGCGGCAACGGGCCCCCGCGGGCCGCGCCCCGCAAGGCCGCGUGCGCCUGCAGCCAGAAGCCCUGCAGCUGCCCCAAGGCGGACGCCAACUACGCGUUCCUGCACGCGACGGACCUGCUGCCUGCCUGUGACGGGGAAAGGCCCACGCUGGCGUUUCUGCAAGAGGUCAUGGACAUUUUGCUUCAGUAUGUGGUGAAAAGCUUCGAUAGAUCCACCAAAGUGAUUGAUUUCCAUUAUCCUAAUGAGCUGCUUCAAGAGUAUAAUUGGGAAUUGGCAGAUCAACCACAAAAUUUGGAGGAAAUUUUGAUGCAUUGCCAAACAACUCUAAAGUAUGCAAUUAAAACAGGGCAUCCCAGAUAUUUCAAUCAACUUUCCACGGGAUUGGACAUGGUUGGAUUGGCAGCCGACUGGCUGACAUCAACAGCAAACACUAACAUGUUCACCUACGAAAUUGCUCCAGUAUUUGUGCUUUUGGAAUAUGUCACGCUAAAGAAAAUGAGAGAAAUCGUUGGCUGGCCAGGGGGCUCCGGCGACGGGAUAUUUUCUCCUGGUGGCGCCAUUUCGAACAUGUACGCCAUGAUGAUCGCGCGCUUUAAGAUGUUCCCGGAAGUCAAGGAGAAAGGAAUGGCUGCUGUCCCCAGGCUCAUUGCCUUCACAUCUGAGCACAGUCAUUUUUCUCUCAAGAAGGGAGCCGCAGCCCUGGGGAUUGGGACAGACAGCGUGAUCCUGAUUAAAUGUGAUGAGAGAGGCAAAAUGAUCCCAUCUGAUCUUGAAAGAAGGAUCCUUGAAGCCAAACAGAAGGGAUUUGUUCCCUUCCUCGUGAGCGCCACCGCUGGAACCACUGUGUAUGGCGCGUUCGAUCCGCUCUUGGCUAUCGCUGACAUUUGCAAAAAGUACAAGAUCUGGAUGCAUGUGGAUGCGGCUUGGGGUGGGGGAUUACUGAUGUCCCGAAAACACAAGUGGAAACUGAGUGGUGUGGAGAGGGCCAACUCUGUGACGUGGAAUCCGCACAAGAUGAUGGGGGUCCCCCUGCAGUGCUCCGCUCUCCUGGUUAGGGAAGAGGGAUUGAUGCAGAAUUGCAACCAAAUGCAUGCCUCCUACCUCUUUCAGCAAGACAAACAUUAUGAUCUGUCCUACGACACUGGAGACAAGGCCUUACAGUGUGGACGCCACGUUGAUGUCUUUAAAUUAUGGCUGAUGUGGAGGGCAAAGGGGACCACUGGGUUUGAAGUGCACGUUGAUAAGUGUUUGGAGCUGGCAGAGUAUUUAUACAACAUCAUAAAAAACCGAGAAGGAUACGAGAUGGUGUUUGAUGGGAAGCCCCAGCACACAAACGUCUGCUUCUGGUACGUACCUCCCAGUUUGCGCACCCUGGAAGACAAUGAAGAGAGAAUGAGUCGCCUCUCAAAGGUGGCGCCAGUGAUUAAAGCCAGAAUGAUGGAGUAUGGAACCACCAUGGUCAGCUACCAACCCUUGGGAGACAAGGUCAAUUUCUUCCGCAUGGUUAUCUCGAACCCUGCAGCCACUCACCAAGACAUUGACUUCCUGAUCGAAGAAAUAGAACGCCUCGGACAAGAUUUAUAAUUACCUAACUCACCAAGCUCUGUUUCACUUCUCUAGGUAGACAAUUAAGUUGUCACAAACUGUGUGAAUGUAUUUGUAGUUUGUUCCAAAGUAAAUCUAUUUCUAUAUUGUGAUGUCAGAGUAGAGUAGAGUUUAAAAAUCAAAAAAACAUUGCUCCUUUUAAAAAUCCUUUCUUAAGUUUAGAAUACCUCUCAAUUAGUGACAGAAGGCUGUGUUCUAAUUAAUAAGGAAACGCUUAAAGUUGUUAUAAAUACUUCCCUUACUUUUAAUAUAGUGUGCAAAUCAAACUUUAUUUUCACUUCAGAGUAGUAGGAUUGAAUAGUGCCAAAUUGCCCCUGAAUCAUAAAAGGUUCUUUGGGGUGCAGUGAAAAGGAUAUAGUAAAUAUAAAAUGUAUGUUGACAAUAAAAACUCUUGCCUUUUUCAUAGUAUUAGAAAAAAAAAUUUCUAAUUUACCUAUAGCGACAUUUCAAAUGUAUUUAAAUACAUAUAAUUUUACAAAAGGAAAAUAUAUAUAUUAAAAAAGAAAUCCUAUUUUGUAACAUAUUAUAGAUUUUUAUUUUAUAUGGGUUAUACAAACUGCAGGGGCAGAUAUAAAAACUAAGCCAGAUUUUUUUUUCUUUCUUUUAAUGGAGGCACAAUAAAACACAGCAAAGUUAUUUUGAAACAUAGGCCCACGAAGAUUCUUAAAAGGUAGGAUUCCUUCUUUCUAUACACGUUAUAGCUUAUUACAUCUCCAAAGUUAGUAUCUCAAAACAAAUGCAAAAUAAUACUGCAAGUUCUUUAAAAUGAUUGAUUAGAUUGGCAAAAGCAUUCCCUUCCUGUUUAAGUUUUCCACCCACUUGACCCUUGGCAGACAGUGUCUGCCAGGCGUGACAAACCAACCAAGCUUCAUCUUAGAUUUAAUGACAGCAGUUGUCUCUGCUGGGCUUUCCAAUUCCGCCUGUUUGGACAGGAAGUUGAUGCUGGUUCUUGAGGCGUCUGCCCAAACAGUAUUCUUUUAUUAGGUCAUUGGAUUAACUAGAAAAAAAAAUAAAAAUUAAAUCUAAUCAUCUUGAGCAAAGAGGAAAGAAGCCUGCUCUCAGAAUGUGGUGAGCCCAGAAAAUUAAACUCGGCCUUGGGAGGUCUCUGUGUGACAAUAAUGACAUCAUCCUGGGUGCCACAUUGGCAGGGUCCAGGAAGGAGUGAUUUGCCUCCAAGGUAGUUGCUUAUUCCUAUUCCCUCUCCGUUUCUACCCACAGAAGUCUCUCCUGCUAGACUCCCUAUCACUGGAUCCCAAAUAAUUUAUAUUCUAUAGGUGGUGGUUUCCCUUUAAUGAAACGAGCUCCUCACCCUAGAUUUUGAGACAUCAUUUUAAGACCUUCUCUUAUCUGUCUUCUAUCAAGAUCCAAAGUGACUAGUAUACGCAGGGUAAUAAGAUCCUGAGAAUCCCAAAUAAUAUUUUUUACAACAUCCUUCUUCCUCUGCAAACCUGAUGGAGAGACAUGAGCCAACAAAAGCUUCCAUAGAUAUUCAUGGGGCCACAGAUUGUCAGAUUCUAAGUGCUGUAGGAGAACUAAAGACUUUUAUUUGGAGACUGCAAAUACUAAUUUAGGAACAUUCACCCUUUGGUAUGGACCAGGUAGGUAGUUCAUUGGGCAGAAAGACCAUACAGGUGUACAAGCGAAGAGAGAGGGCGCUGUCCCACAACAGAUAGAAACGUCCUGUGUAUAACCACAGGGGCCAACCAUCUGAAGUCCUCACAGGCUUGCCCCUACAUUAUUUCUCCCAGGUUAUUUACAAAAACACUGAUGCUUGACGUGAACAUGGCUUUGGGCCCUUUCUGUCUAGAAAGCAAAUGGAUUCUAUUCCAGGAUGCUUGUCCCUUGGGGUAUAGGUCCUAGAUCAUAAACUGCUGCUUUUCAUAUUAAUGAGAUGACAGAAUUUAAAAGGACAAUUUGUGCCUGUGCAUGAAAUUCCAGAAAAACAAUUUUAGCCAAUAGCCAUUUAUUUUAACCACGCACUCCCCUGCCACUUGCAGGUCCUUUCUGAAACUUGCCAAGAGCCAUGCUCAGACCUGUGCAGGGAAGUCCCUACCAACCGUAGCCCAGGGAUGGGACAAACAGAAGCCUAGUGAGUCCCAGUAGUUUAAUAAAAACUCUUUAAAGUAGGUGUGUAAUCUGCUCAGGGAGAGGAAGGGAUGAAAGGAAGAAGGAAGGAAGAAAGGAAGGGAGGAAGAUUGCUUUAAAUAUUAGUCCAAAUUCCCAGUGCCAAAGGUCUUUAUGUGGGACCAUCCUUUAUAAAUUUUAGAAAAGUUUGGUUUUAGCUUUAAUCUGAAUCGACAUGGCCAUUUUCAUUUAUACAGCAAUAUUGUGUUUAUUAUUUAAGAUACUUGAAAAAAGGUGUGGUAUGUCUUUAUCUGAGACCUAAACACGGUAUGGACUUCAUGUACUGUCACAGGGUGUGAGGAAGGAAAAGGAAAUCAAUUGUGUGUGACUGUGUUGCCUUUAUUAUAUUGAUAGUACUGUCUUGUCACCUCAAAUUGGGGUUGUGCACUUUAGAGCUGAACUGUGCAGUGUUGCAAAUCAACAUGUGUUUCUGUGAAAGCUUGUACAAUAUAUUAUUGGUCUUUUCCCGUGUGGUAGCUGUAUUGAUCUUUGAUAUUAUGAAAACUACAUUUGCAUCUGUUACUGUUCUCUCUCUCUCUCUCUUUUCUAAACUGUGAGCCCUCCAUAUCAGCUCUAAUAGAGAACAUGCCCCCAGCUGAGCCCCAUACUGAGAAACCUCCUUUGAGAAUUGUGUGAUUUCACAAAAUGCAAGGUGAACACUACUUUGUCUCUAGGAAUAGAAGAAACCAAUUAUGGAGUGUCACAAACUGCCAAAAUCGCAGGUGCCGACUCUGCUGAGCAUUGGAGUAGGUGCUACUCCUCAAAAGAUGGACCAGAAAGCACAGGUGUAAAUAUAGUAGCAAGACAAGGAAUCAAGGAACCUCAAACUGGGUAUCAUCUUGCACGUGCUCUUCUGUUUUUAAGUGCUAAAUGCAAACACUGUGUAUUUAUUAGUUACGUGUGCCAAAAUACUGUUCCCAAUUGGUGUUUCUGAAUGACAUUGACAUUUCCCCAACAUUACUCCAUUACUAAUGACAGAAAAAAAUAAAAACAUAAACUAUACAAACAUGUGGCAACCUGUUCUUCUUACCAAAUAUAAACUUGUGUAUGAUCAAAGUAUUUUAUCUGUGUCGUCUCUCUAAACCCAAAUAAAUGUGUAAAUGUGGACACA
Molecule: messenger RNA, 5270 nt
Organism: Microcebus murinus (gray mouse lemur)
Lineage: Eukaryota; Metazoa; Chordata; Mammalia; Primates; Cheirogaleidae
Gene: GAD2
Product: glutamate decarboxylase 2
Biological process (GO): GABA shunt; GABA biosynthetic process
Cellular component (GO): cytoplasm
Molecular function (GO): pyridoxal phosphate binding; glutamate decarboxylase activity
Source: RefSeq, a predicted model, not a curated record